GUUAAAGAACAAAGCAAACACCCCAGGCCCACCCAACAUCUUGUGAACUCCUUUCCGCUGUGUACAGGAUCGAUCUAGGACGACUAGAUGAGCACUGAGCUUGAGGUGGAGCUUGCAAUAAUGUCUACUGAAGAAGAGACAAUGCUAGGCCAGAAAACAGGUCAAAUCAUGGACUAUGACGAAGCCCCUCCGUCUGGAUUUGGCACCGUGCUCUGUACGUGGACGCUGAUCAUAAUCUCUGGGAUUCUCAUUGUGUUAACGUUUCCCUUUAGUCUCUUUGUCAUGAUCAAAGUGAUCCCUCAAUACGAGCGUGCUAUUAUCUUUCGACUUGGUCGUAUCAAGGGAGGCAAGGAACAAGGUCCUGGUCUCUUCUUCAUCAUACCUUGCAUUGAUAAGGUGGAAAGGGUAGACACUAGGCUGAAGACUUUCGACGUACCCCCUCAGAAAAUAUUGUCCAAGGACAGUGUGACGGUAAAUGUGGAUGCAAUUGUUAUCUUCCGUAUUGUAGACCCAGUUAUAUCUGUGGUUAAAGUGACAAAUGCCGACAGGGCCACUCGUCUCCUCGCUCAGACCACCCUCAGAAACAUCCUAGGCUCUCACAAGCUUUCAGAGCUUCUGGAGAGUCGUGAAUCCAUUCAGCAACAGCUUCGUCAGCAAUUGGACGAGGGCACCGACCCCUGGGGCGUCAAGGUGGAGACUGUAGCAAUCAAGGAUGUACGUAUUCCUAAGGAGUUGCAACGAUCAAUGGCAGCUGAAGCUGAAGCCAACAGAGAAGCCAAGGCUAAGGUGAUUACGGCCACUGGAGAGGUCAAUGCUGCCCGAGCACUGAAGGAAGCUGCUGAGAGCAUUGGCUCUUCUCCAACAGCAAUGCAACUGAGGUACCUGCAGACCUUGAACAUCAUUGCAGCAGAGAGGGGCUCCACCAUCAUCUUUCCUAUACCCAUUGAUAUGAUGGGACCUAUGGCUCACCAGUUGCAGCAGAAAGCUACUGCAUUCCCUCAAGUGCAAGUGGCAGAGGACACAAAGAUUGACUAGUUUUCUCGAUUGACUUAGUAACUAUGCUGAAAAUAGAUGGUCCUUGAAUGAGUGUUCAAUGCUGUGUUAUGUGUGUUUUCAGGAGUAUUCAUGCACUCCUGGUGUUUUUGAUAGCCUGUUCGUGUAAAAACAAUUACUUAGAAAUGUUUCUGUGUCUAUCAUAGCUUAAUGAAUAAUGCUGCCUCUUGA
Messenger RNA from Halichondria panicea, 1224 nucleotides. Its product is annotated as band 7 protein AGAP004871-like. Gene Ontology annotation, cellular component: plasma membrane. The record is from RefSeq and is a predicted model, not a curated record. The transcript has 5 exons. Lineage: Eukaryota; Metazoa; Porifera; Demospongiae; Suberitida; Halichondriidae. Bases 88 to 1035 code for a protein of 315 amino acids.